Messenger RNA from Alligator sinensis (Chinese alligator), 9205 nucleotides. It is a transcript of the gene OLFML2A, whose product is annotated as olfactomedin like 2A. Gene Ontology annotation, biological process: signal transduction. The transcript is spliced from 8 exons. Bases 4987 to 7029 code for a protein of 680 amino acids. The record is from RefSeq and is a predicted model, not a curated record. NCBI's taxonomy places the organism in Eukaryota, Metazoa, Chordata, Crocodylia, Alligatoridae.
UCCUUCAUCAGACCGACCCAGUUGUUGGACAAAAGCUUUAGGGCGCAAGCACAGGGAGUCUGGGGGGCGGCGAGGACUGGCGGGAUGGAGGAAAGAGCUGGCAGGGGCGCACCCGUUGCAGCUGGGCAGUUCUGCCCCCAAGACGAGGCCUGUCUGCGGGCAGAGCAAGGGGGUUUGGCCCCUCGAGUCCCAGGAGGGCCCUCGGGAAGAAGCUGCACACUCCUCUUUAGAUAGAGCACAAAGUCCGGGGUGCCGGGAGUCCCGCAGGUCUGUAGCGGAGGUUCCCGGUGUUCCCAGCCUGGGAGGAACGAGCCCCUUCACCGGAGCAUGAGGUAUCAUCUCCCAUCUAACAGGGCUGGGGGGAAAGAAGGGGGCAUUGGGAGCUGCCUGCACAAGCUGUGCCAGGAGCCGAGAGCCAAGGAGAUAAUCCUGCUGUCAAAACACGGCGGCUGCCGGCCGUGCAGAAGUGCGCGGUGGGCGCUUUGUUGCGGAGAUUUGGCCCCAGCAGCAUUUAAUCUCCCUGACAUCAGCACAAGCUUUAAUUAAAGGAGGGUCGGAGUAUCACACAUCAGCAGAUGACAGCGCUGGGGUGGCGUGAGACCAAAUUCCAGACAGAGCAAACACCAGCGUCCUGGCUCGGGGGCUCACCCCCAGUUAUUUGGCUAACCGGGCAGCAGCGUUGUAGUUUGUGUCUACAGAGAUAUCAAAACGAGCAAGGCUGCCCAGAUGGGGCCAAGGCUUCCCGUGCUUUUUGGGGAAGGACUUGUCUUCAGGGGCUUUUUGCCUGGGUUCCCAGCUGUAAGUUUGCAGCUGGGUGACAGUGUGCAUCGGUGGCUAUUUCCAUCACUGAGGAUGGGAAAAUCUCCCUUCCUUGUGCCCUGGGCUGCUAAUGCUGCCCCUUGCAACCGUCCAUCAUUGGGCUCCCGGCGCUUCAGACGGCAGGUGUGUGCAUGUCUUUGGCGAUCCAGGGAAAGGAGAAGGCUGAGUCCAGCGUCCCAAGCCAUGCAUUGCUCUGUCAAUCUGCAGGACAUGGCAUUUUUGGCUCACUUAGUGCAAGCAUCUGCAGAGUGCGGAGGGUGGGAGUUACUGCAGGGGAAACUGAGGCAGAAGAGGCUUACCCAGGGCCAUGUAGUCAGGUAUCAAGCCCAGGUUUCCCUGCCCCUGGGCUGUGAGCCCUGGGAUGCACACAGCUAAAAGGCUGCGUGUGUUUGGACUUGGAAUUCCCCUCGGUGCUCGAGCUGCUUGUUGGAGAGCACCCAGCGCUGGGCCCUCCACUUACCAGCCCUAUUAUUAGAUCCCCUUAACGUCAAAAUAGAACGGCCUGCGUCCCGGGACACUUCCUUUGUGGGAGCGCUCGCUCGGGGGAGCAGGGAGGAGAUGGGAAAGGUCGGCGUGGGAAGAACGGAGCCUCUCCCGUGCGCGCCCGACCCCCAGGCUUUCCCACUGCCUUUCACUUCGGAGGUGCCGGUCUCAGGGCGGUGCAGUGCCAGCCCGCUGCCCGAGCCUGGGCCCUAAGCAGAGAUCCAGCCAGGGGCUAUUAGGAGCAGCAGACCUAUUUACCAAAAUGAUUGCAGAUGCCAGCAUUGUGGAGAAGGAGCGCAAAAGCCAAGUGCUUCCCGGCACACGAGCACUUUCACGCAGCUGACAUUUGCUUCUGCUCUGAGAAGGGACUGGAAUAGUGCCGCUCUCUCCGGACGAGCCGCGAGACUGGGACCAAGGGCUUUUGUUUAAGAAGGGACAGCGACAUGGGGUGGUAUUUCUAGAGGAGCCUCUGGGAUUUAGACACUUGCAGCCUACUGAGAUUCAGUGGAAGCAAGGCACCUAAUCCCCGGGGCUCCUUUGCGAGCUGCAGCCUGAUUUUUUCCAGGACUUUAGUUGCUUUUAGUGUGAAGUUAGCAAAGUUGAAAACGGCAUGCACUAGGACGUUGUUCCAAUGCGUUUGGACAGGCAUCCACGAUGGAGGCAGGUUAGGAUUGCUUCGUGGUCUCCGCCCGGGAGCAUCUCAGGAGACCUGCAGCGCUCUCCUGAUCGGGGCCAUCACCUUCCUGAGCCCACCCUCUCCAGCUGCAUGCCCGCCCGCCGGCCCGCCCACCCGCGAGGGGCAGGCGCUGCAGGCGUCCGUGUUGCGCUGGUGCCCUGCUUUGUUACCUCGAGCACUGUUCCCAGACGUGCCCUGUGCAGAUGGUGCGUCAGUAGCCAGGAUUGAAGCUUGGCUUCAGGAGAAACGUGGUUGUCCAGGCUGCUGCCCUGGACAGCCUCAUCCUCCGCAGCGUAAAUCAAAAGAUGGCAGGUGUUUAACCGAGGAUGUUGUCCAGACCCCACUCGCAGAAACCCAGGCCUUUGCUGGCACCAGAGUCUCUGUCUCCGUCACGUUUGCCUUCCCGGUUCCAAGUCUCUGCCCUGACCGGAGCCUAGCACCGAGGUCCUGCCCUGUGGCCGGGGCAGAGAGGCCGUGAAGCAGAUGUGUGGGGGCCGGCACCCCCAGGUGUCACUCAGCCUGCCCCUUUCCCGCUCGGCCCCUGCCACGCGCCACAAGGAUGCUGCAUCUCAUGUGCAGAUGUGCUGGCGAGGAGGAAGAGGAGGGUGCCGUGUGUCCAUUACCUAAUGAAAACAUCCUCAGCUGCGUCAGGCAGAGGAACAUCUGCUCCGUUUUGCCCCGUUACACUGAAAAUCAGAAGACAGGUCAGCAGCUGAGAGGGGGACCCUGAUAACGAUGCCCCUUUCCCCAACACUUCUCCCGGGCUCCCAGGACACACCUAAAAACCAUGCAGAGAGCUUGCUGGAGACCCCGGCCAGCCCCAGAGCUCAGUGCAGGGAAGCCCUGCACCGUGCGUUUCCCACGGGGCUGCGAGCGAGCGUGAGGCACCCGGAGCCGCGGCCCAAGUGCAAGCAACCCAGGCAGCUCAGUGAGCCACCCGACAGGCAGGUCUCGAGCCCCCGGCGCUUCUCUUCCUGCACUAGGGGUGGUUUGUGCGCGCGGUAGAGCAACAAAACCCUCCGUUCCCCCCCGGCAGCCCCGUCCCUCCAGGCACGGCUUCUCCUCUCUGCUGCCUCCAGUCCAGUCUAUCCUUCUUCCCCCAUCGCUCUUGCCUACGGCUCCCGUAUUGCGCCAGGUGAGGUUCGGCAAAGAGCAUCUCCACCACGCUCGGACCCACUCGACUUUCCUGUUAGCCGCAGAGUAAAGAAGGGGGAUGAGCAUCUCGCUCUGCAUAUUUGUGGCUGGCCAAAACUGACCCGGGUAUUUAAUGCACGCGUGGGUCUUGCAAGGAGUGGGGAGCGCUGUUGUGAGCAGAAGUGGGAACGCACCAGGCCUGGGAGCAGCACCCCGACUCCCCAGGCAGCUGUUGCUGCAAAGAGCUAGGCAGACCUCACGGCAUGUGCCUCUGGCCUGCAGCAGAAGGUGCUGGGGCCCUGGGCGUGAAGACUUUGCUGGCUGUCCUCGGGGAGAAGGGAUCCUUUCGGGCAGCCAUCCUCACGCAGCCCUGGGGCUGGGUAUCAUACACUGGCGCCGGCUGAGCUCUGCAGCCAUGCGCUGCCUGGGAGCGUGCGGCUUGGGGGAGCCGCGUCCGAGGCUGGUUUGUCGUGCCGGCGCCGUGUGCUGCAGCUGAGCGACCUUUGUGGGAGAGGGCUGAUUUGUUUUAGGACUUCCUUGUUUACAGUGCGCCCGGCGCGGUUCCUGUUUAAGGAAGCCAGGGAGGAGGUGAAGCCUUGCUUGGAUUUUCCUUUGCUAAGUGAAAGCAGCCCGGCCAGGGCGGCUCAGGCAGCAAAGUCCCGUCCGAAUCAGCCCAGGGGGAUCUUUGGCACUGCUCCCAGCGCCCCUAACACUGGAAACCCGUGGGAACUGCAGCCCCCAUUGGGCAGUGCUCUCUGGGGCAGAGAUGAGCAAGAUUUUCCACUGCCGCCACUGGGAUCCGGUAAGCAAGCGCUGCUGCAAUCUGCCGUGACCCUUGGGCAGCUGGCAAGGCGCCGGCUGGUGCAGCAAGACAAAGUCUGUGCGCCCUGGCUGAGCAAGCAGCUGGCUGAGACUUAGCACUAGGGGAAAUGCUUCGAGGCAGGGACUGCCUCUUAUUCACCCUCUCCUUGGGGUCUACAACCAGCAAGCGGUAAAAUGGGAGAGGCGGGUGCAAAGCCUGAGCAUCUUCGGUCCCACCAAGGGGCUGGGGCUGCCCUGCACGGGGGCGAAGGCAUGCCAGAAGAGCCCAGCUGUCGAGCACAACUACCAGCAAACAAGCAAAGCCUGGCCCAGCUGCGAGAGCCCACAGCGCGCUGCCGCGCUCUUCUUCCGCAGGGAGUGGGUGGCUUCGCACAGCAAGCUGCAGUCAUUGCUCUCGGAAGGUGUUCCCUGAGGGGCUGCAUCCAUCCAUCCUGACACGAGGUGGGGACGCGCUCCAGAUGUCCCAGGGUCUUCCUGGGGGCGUAGGUGUUACUUUGCUCUGUCGCACUUGGUAAGCCGCAGCUCUGCGUGUCGCUGGAAACUUGAACUCCAGGCAGGAAAAGCCGCAGUGCCCCAAGGUGCCGAUCCCCGCCGAGUGCUCCAGGCUGGGUGCGACGCCUGUGCAAGCUGACACACCUCCGUCAAGCCCCAGCUCGAGGGGCUGGCCAAAAUCCAUGAAAGCAAGAAUAAGUGGCCUCUGGGAGCGUGGAAGGGAGAGUCGGCGGCUGGUGUGGGGAAGGAUGAAGCGGCAGGCGGCGGGGCGAUGAGUCUCCACGGCUGUUGGUAUAAGCAGUCUGCAUUGCCACGGGGAGGGCAGAGGGGCCGAGCAGCGGGAAGUGCGGGAGCCUCGAGGAGCGAGAUCCCAUCCGUGCCCCACGGCCUGCCCCCUGCUCCGCCCUUGUCAGGAGGUUUAUAGCUCCCGGUGUGGCCUGAGGUUUCCGUCCUGCCCAGCAAAAUGCCCCCAACUCCCCUCCACUUUCCAGGCCUUUCCGUAUGAAAGAGGGGAGGGUUUUCUGAAAUGCAAAAUGCGGGGCACGUUUUGCUGAAGACUAAUGCCUGGACUCCCCUGGCGCUGCCGUGUCUCCCUAAACGUUGCGGGAACCCUGCCCUCUCGCUCCGAUCCAGCGGGCCUGGGAUGGAAGGGAAAAGUGAUCCUGUGGCUACGGCGUCGUGGUCGUAACGAUGUCAGUGGUGACGUAGACCCGGUGUUUGGCGACACCGACCAGGUGCGGAUGACGUCGGAGGGCUCCGACUGCCGGUGCAAGUGCAUCCUGCGGCCUCUCAGCAAGGACGCCUGCAGCCGCAUCAAGGACGGCAGCAUGCGGGUAGAGGACUUCUACACGGUGGAGACGGUGAGCUCGGGCGCCGACUGCCGCUGCUCCUGCACCGCGCCCCCCUCCUCCCUCAACCCCUGCGAGAACGAGUGGAAGAUGGAGAAGCUAAAGAAGCAGGCCCGCGAGCUCUUCAAGCUGCAGUCCAUGGUCGACCUGCUGGAGGGAACGCUGUACAGCAUGGACUUGAUGAAGGUGCACUCCUACAUCAACAAGGUGGUGUCCCAGAUGAACACGCUGGAGGAGAGCAUCAAGACCAACCUGAGCAGGGAGAGCGACUUCAUGAAGGAGAGCGUCCUGCACCUGACGGACCAGAUGAAGCGCUACGAGAACUACUCCGACAUCAUGGUCAGCAUCAAGAAGGAGAUCUCCAACCUGGGCUACCAGCUGCUGCAGAAGGACGCCGCGGCCGUCCCCGACAGCAAGGCCCAGGACACGGCUGGGGGAAAGGGCAAGGAAGCGAGCAAAUACCCCAGCAGCCGGAAGAGCCUGGGGGACAAGGCGGCCGCGCGGGUCGCCAAGGAGAAGCCGCCGAAGCCGGAGAAGCCCAAGAAGGAGGGUGUGAAGGCCAGGGUGGGAGUGCUGCAGCCCACGCCCAAGCCCAAACCCAAGCCCAAGCCCGCCAGCCACCAGCAGACAGUGAUCCGGGGCAUCACCUACUACAAGGCCAGCAGGCGGGAGGAAGCCGAGGGGCUGGUCAGCAGCCGUGAAACCCCGUUGAAGGGGGCUCCUUGGCUGGACCGGCUGGAGGAGAGGAGCCCGGAGACCCACGCCGCGGAGGAGGCCCAGUCCAGAGUCAGCGAGCGGGCAGGGACCACGGCCACAACCACGGCCCCCACCACCUCCACCACCCCCACCACGGUGCCCAGUACCGUGCAUCCCUCCAGCUCCACCCCCCGGGCCUCGUCGGUCAUCGUCUUCUCCAUGGGGGGCGACAGGCCCGAGGGCACCGAGGGGCCGGAGGCGCCUAACCGAGUGAAGGAGGCAGACUGCGAGGGCACCAUCGAGUCGGUGGAGCCGCCCGUCAAGCACCACAGCUACGGGCGCAACGAGGGGGCCUGGAUGAAGGACCCCGCGGCCAAGGAUGACCGGAUCUACGUCACCAACUACUACUACGGCAACAACCUGGUGGAGUUUCGGAGCCUGGACAACUUCAAGCAGGGCCGCUGGAGCAACCUGUACAAGCUGCCGUACAACUGGAUCGGGACGGGGCACGUGGUUUACCGGGGAGCCUUUUACUACAACCGUGCCUUCACCAAGAACAUCAUCAAGUACGACCUGAAGCAGCGCUUCGUGGCGGCCUGGGCACUGCUGCACGACGUGGUGUACGAGGACACCACGCCUUGGAAGUGGAGGGGGCACUCGGACAUCGACUUCGCCGUGGACGAGAGCGGCCUGUGGGUCAUCUACCCCUCCGCGGACUACGACUACUCCCAGCAGGAGGUGAUCGUCCUGAGCAAGCUCGACCCCGGGGACCUGUCGGUGAGGAGGGAGACCACCUGGAAGACAGGCCUCAAGCGCAACGCCUACGGGAACUGCUUUGUCAUCUGCGGCAUCCUGUACGCCGUGGACGUGUACAACCAGAGGGACGGGCAGAUCUCCUACGCGUACGACACCCUCACGGACACCGAGGCCGACCCCAAGCUGCCCUUCCGCAAUGAGUACUCCUACACUACGCAGAUCGACUACAACCCCAAGGACAAGGUCCUCUACGCCUGGGACAAUGGCCACCAGGUGACCUACAGGCUCCACUUCGUGGUCUGAGCGCCGGCCAGCUCCCUGCGUCUCGCUGCAGGCAGGUCCGACUCCACCGAGCACUUGCAGCCGCGCGCGCGGGGAUGAGGAGCCCCGGGCACCGCACGUCGCUCCUGCACUCGGGCUGCCCACCCCCGCGCCCUCCCUCCCACCCGCCUGCUGCCACCCACAGCUCAGCCUUCGCGAUGGGGCUGCCACCUGCAAGGACAUGUUGCGGAGGCGCUGGCUGGAUGCACCUGCGCUUUGGCCAGGACCGGUGCCUGCUGCAAGAUUUCUGCCCUGCCGCUGCGGCCGAUCCCACCCAGCCACACCCAGAGCCGUGCCUAAGACCGGCCCGCACUGCUCCCCCUGGGUCUGGGGGGAGGCCGGGAGGGGAGGCGUAGCUAUCCGUCUGGAGCAGACGCCAGGCACGCGCUCGGCAUCUCGCACGCAGCGUCUCGCCCUCCCUCCCUCCCUCCGGCGCCGCGCUAAGAUACCGGACGUCCAAGCUGGGGACCGGGCUGACUCCCAUUCCCACAAACGCUGCCCUCCCUCUCCUCUGUCACCCGGCAGCUUGAGCAGCCACGGCUCAGCUCUAAGUCUUUCUCACCCCGCUUCGAGCAUGCUUCGGCCUGCUGGAUUCGCUGCCGAGGGGCGCGUGUUGGACCAAAUGGCGUUUGUCUUGUUUAGCCAAAGCCGUUUGCCUCCUGUGACCCAAAGCGACGUGACGCGGGUUGGCCUUCUGGCACCCGGGUCUCAGGACUGGGGUGGCAGCUCGGUGCCCAGGGGUUUCCAGGCUGGCCCGCGUUAGGGGAGAUGUGUACGCAGGACCGGCCACCCCACGCCUGACCCGGGCUCUGUAGCUUCCCCUGUACAUAGUGCCCGCGGGUGGUCCUGGGCAGGGCCGUCUCUUAGGGCUCUGGUGCCCUCCCUUGUCUGCCCCACAGCUGUGCCUGUGUCCAUGUUGGGAGGCACGGAGAUCCCAGCGAGGGGCAAUCAGUUUAGCCCAGUGGUGACCCAGGGUCCUGGAUGCUCUGGGUUUCUCGCAGGGCUCAGGACCAUCUCCCCGUGCUGCCUCUUGCUCUGGGACGUAGGGGGAUAGUGCCAGCUGCACCCACCAUGCAGGGCUCAGAGCAGGUUGAGGAGCUGGACCUCCUGACCGCACAGAGCACACCUCAUGCCCGCUCUGCCCGGCCGCAUGGGGCAGGAUGUUACCAGGCCACGCUCAGUAGUGUGCAAGGGCAGCCCUGCUCUUUCCCCUCCCCUGGAAGCCCUUUUUCCAGGUCGGCGUGCCCUCCCCUGUCCCAGCGAGGCACGGGGCUGGGUGCAGCAGAAGCCCUGCAGGGAACAGCUCCGCACACCAGGCAGCCAGAGGCGUGCAAGGGCUGGAGCAGGAAGGAGGGGAUCUCGGAGCUGCAGGAGUCUCAGAGCAGGUGUCUCAGAGGGCCCCGCCGCGGGCACGAGUGACAACACGCGCAGCCAGGCGAACCUCACAGAUGCAUCAUUGGAAACCCCUGCAGGGUCCUGGGGAGCCGUCUUUCCAAGCUAUCCCUUGCAUUGCUGCCUCCCCUGACCCUGCAGGACCAUGCGCUCCCCUAAGCCAGAAAGGUGGGAAAGUAAGUCCUGGUGCUCCUCGGGCACUGGGGAGGGAGAAGCUCCCGGGUCUCCUUUUCCCAGUGCAGGGAUUCCCUCCCCAUGGGCCCCCAGCAGAGCCGAGCAGCUGGGGAGCAGAGAGCAGCCCCGGUCCCUGCUGUGACCCCCUUUCCUUGCCUCUCCGCAAUGGACAGGGUUGUCCUGGCAGACCCUCCAGCCUGGGGUGCUCCGGGCGUCCUGCCACAACCCUGCGGUCACCACCGAACGGGCACUCAUACUGCUGUCCCCAGCGUCCCGGGGGGACGAGUGCCUCAGCACGAUGCUUGGGGAGGCCACUGGCCUGCAAGGAGACCUCGCUAACCCCUCGUGGGGCGGGGGCUUGAGGGAGAAAGGGUUUCGUGGGUGGCUUAGUGCCAGCAUCAGAAGCGACCACCACCCGCUCUUUCAGGGGUGACGGAUACACCCGAGAUACCGUUGGUUGCUGCAGGUCAUGAGUUCGUUAACUAAACACAUCCAGGGCUGCAGUCCAGAAGCUGCUCAGCUGGCAACCCAGGCCUCCAUACAGCCCCCACGCAGACUAACGCCCCCGGGCAAGGGCAAGGGCAAGGGCAAG